Messenger RNA from Anthonomus grandis grandis, 1489 nucleotides. RefSeq lists its product as uncharacterized. Lineage: Eukaryota; Metazoa; Arthropoda; Insecta; Coleoptera; Curculionidae. The transcript is spliced from 8 exons. The record is from RefSeq and is a predicted model, not a curated record. The coding region runs from base 70 to 1239 and encodes 389 amino acids.
CUAAUUUAAAAGUCAAUCGCGGUUGUGCAUCACAUCCAGUUUUAAACAAAUAAAAAUUAAAGCGUCAACAUGAAGUUUCAGGUUUCUUUAAUUGGGUUUAUUUGUUUAGGAGUUUUGUCAGUAGGAGUUUUUGCAAACAACCUUGAGCAAUACGACGAUCAGAAACUACGAGGUAUCAUCGAUGGCAUGAUUAACACGACAAUCAACAAUAUUCUGUCAAAUUUAAACGAAAGCAUUGAAGUGCCCAUUUUAACCUUAAACUUAAAUCAAUCCUUACUCAGCGGAUCCGCUAAUAUCGUCAAUUUCAACCUAACUGGAAUCAAAGAACUGGUAGCGACCCAAAUUAACGUCAGCAUUUUAUCGUUAGCGAUGAACGCCAGCAUUAAAAUACCGCUAAUCCAGUUGGAUACCGCUUAUAAUGCCAGUUUUAUUUUGGCGAAAUUUUUCCCGUUGUUUGGAGACGGCGCAGUCAACGCUACCAUAAACGAUAUUGACGUUUUAGUAGGCGGCAAGGUGAACCUGACCGGCGGCCUGUCACUGUCAAAAGUGACAGUUUCCUUUGGCAUUCAAACUGCACAAGUGCUGCUAUGGAACAUCCUGAUUGGUACCGCCUUAACGAAACUAACCUCAAACUGUCAAGGGGGCGGCGAACUGAAGUACCUUUGGGGUGACGCGUUAAGUGACAACCCCAAUUGCGUCGGCCCCACGAACCGACCGUAUCCCACUGAUGUGAUCGAAAAAUCGUUCAAGAAUGACCGGAUGUGGCAGGGGCAUUUCCGUACUGCACGUUCUCAACGUACCAUCGACCCCUACCAAACCAGGAAGGCCUUAUUGAAGACUUUCGAGCAAAACAGUAUUGAUUUAGGGGCUAGUUCACCCAGACAAGGGAGGGCGUCUACUAUGUUUUCGAAUACUUGCGGCGGAAUGCCCCCGAGACUAUGCAAGACUCGUUACAAUACCACCGCCCCUAUGUACGGGGUGUCGUUGACUUCCGGACAACCGGUUACCAUCGUACAAAAAUUUCCCGACCUGUUGCAGCAAGUCGUUUUUGAGGUGUGUGAAAGUUCGGAAUGUGAUAUGGUUAGGGGCGAAUGUAUGCAGACCUACGUGCCCUACCUGUUUUUGGUUAUCCCUCUAGGGCCGGUUACCCUGACCGGUCAAGACUACGUACUGGUAGAGAGCGGUUGCGUAUGUCGACCAAAAAACACCGCUAGCAACCAAACCCUUUCGAAAGUGUAAAUAUUAGAAUUUGUAUUUUAUGUUUAUUUAUUUUUUUUUGUCGAGGAAAAUGUUGGGGGAUGUGAGGGAUGUCUCAAAUUUGAACAGUCAUGUGCAUUUAAAUUUGAGACAUUUUAUUUUUAACCUACAGACAGUGCCAAUUAUUGUAAUAAUUUAUAUUAAUCGGUCUGUAGGCAACGAAACGUAUUGUGUUUGUAGAGACUGAUUGAAAUUAUCAAAAAAAUUAAUUAAUAUAUCAUUAUUUAAGAUA